This is a messenger RNA of Aphanomyces astaci, 950 nucleotides long. RefSeq lists its product as hypothetical. The transcript has 5 exons. Lineage: Eukaryota; Oomycota; Saprolegniomycetes; Saprolegniales; Verrucalvaceae. The record is from RefSeq and is a predicted model, not a curated record. The coding region runs from base 68 to 790 and encodes 240 amino acids. Gene Ontology annotation, biological process: maturation of SSU-rRNA from tricistronic rRNA transcript (SSU-rRNA, 5.8S rRNA, LSU-rRNA). Gene Ontology annotation, cellular component: nucleolus; preribosome, small subunit precursor.
UCAAGUUUCCACCAACCAACUAUCGUGGAAAGCGGCGCAAGAAGCAGUUCCGAAACCUCGACGCAUCAUGGGACGACCUACGGCAGGAACAAUCCUUCGCAUGAAGAAGACUGACGUGAAGCCAAAGAAGAAGACACCGUCGCUCAAGAACAAGAUCCGCAACCUCGAGCGCUUCCUCAAAAAGGAUACGUUGCCAGAAGACAUGCGUCUCGCGAAGGAAGAAGAGCUCAAGGAAUUGCAGCGUCAGACUGAAGGCAAGCAGGAAGAGGACAAGAGCCGCGAAAUCACACUCAAGUACAAGAAAGUGCGCUUCUUUGACCGACGACGUUUGAUGCGAUCGCUCAAGAAGCUCAAGCGCCAACUGGAUGCGGUCGCCUCGAACGAAGCCGACAACACUUCCGAGAUCGAGAAGGAAUUCCAGCAAGCGAAGGAAGACAUGAUGUAUGUGUACUACUACCCCAAGGGCGAGCGGUACAUCAACUUGUUUCCCGAAGCCAAGAAACCCCACUCGAAUGAAGAUUUGGCAAGACAGACGACGUUGAAGAAGGCGGCGCUCAAGGCGUUCAAGAAGGACGCGGACCACACUGCAUUUGACCAAUAUUGCUUCAACGACGACGACGCACCCGUGGACGACACCAAGAAAGUCGAGAAGAAGCGAAAGGUGGGCAAAGAUGGCAAACCCAAGCGAAAGGAAAAGCGACGGAAGUCAAACACAGAACGUGUCAACGUCGUCGCAGACAUGGACGACGCUGUCGCAGGCGCAGGCGGCGAAGACGAUUUCUUUUUGUAAACGAAUACUUCAAAGUAGUACAGUUACGACACAUGUUGAACAACGGGAACGACGACGACUGGCGUGAUCCCGCUUGAUAUACGUCAGAUGGGAGUUCUCGGCUUCCAUGAGCAGAACUGUAGUGGAUGGCUGGCAUGUUCGACUACUCGGAGUAUUGUAC